AUGUCAUGGUUCUGCCGAAACAGGUACUAGAGCGGGGACCUGGUGUUCGCCAAGUUAAAGGGCUACGCCCACUGGCCGUCCAGGAUCCAGCAUAUGGCCAAAGCCAACAGCUCGUUUUUCUUCGGGACCCACAAGACGGCCUUCCUGGGCCCCAAGCAUCUCUUCCCGUAUGAGGAGUCCAAGGAGAAGUUCGGCAAACCCAGCAAGAGGAGAGGGUUCAGCCAGGGGCUGUGGGAGAUGGAGAAAACUCCACCUGUUUAGGCUUCCGAUUACCUGUUCGCCCGAGAGAAGAGCUGCCCCGAGCCCAAGCCCAAACCCUAGGUCACCGAGGACGGCGGGGACCCGAAGAGCCCCACAGACGGCGGCGGCCGUGGGCUGAGCAGGGGGGAACCCGGCAUCCACCUGCCGGCGGAGGAGGACGAGAUUCAGCCGCUGAAGAGAACCGCGGCGGCCCCGCCAGAGGACAUCCCCAAAAAACCCAGAGAGGCCGAUCCCGAAGAAGGGGAGGAGAUGGAGGAGGUGGUGACCGCCUCCGUGGAGGAUGCCAGGCCGCUCCUCGUGGAGGCGGAGAAUCACAGCCCUGUGUCUGAGCCGAGCCCCGCCUGCGGGACGAGCCGGAGCAGGAGGAAGAGGCUGCCGAGAGAGGCGGGAGGGCCCAGGCGUCUGAGGCUUCUAGAGCUGGUAGUCACCAAAGUUUCAAGAAGAACCCCAGCCCGGUUCCUGCUGUGGCCUGGCUGUUAA
Molecule: messenger RNA, 741 nt
Organism: Camelus dromedarius (Arabian camel)
Lineage: Eukaryota; Metazoa; Chordata; Mammalia; Artiodactyla; Camelidae
Gene: HDGFL1
Product: HDGF like 1
Source: RefSeq, a predicted model, not a curated record